Messenger RNA from Benincasa hispida (wax gourd), 1199 nucleotides. Its product is annotated as ribosome-binding factor A family protein. Gene Ontology annotation, molecular function: ribosomal small subunit binding. Gene Ontology annotation, biological process: rRNA processing; ribosome biogenesis. The record is from RefSeq and is a predicted model, not a curated record. Lineage: Eukaryota; Viridiplantae; Streptophyta; Magnoliopsida; Cucurbitales; Cucurbitaceae.
AAAAACCUUGGGUAAGAAUUGGGCAAAUCCGAAUCCAUUUUCAGCUCAACAAAGUAGAAAUUUUGAUCAUAAAUCCCACAAAAACAAGUAUUCAUCCAGGGAAUCAAAAUUCAGGAUGCCGCAUCUUCUGCAGCAAAUUCAUCCCCAGCCCCAUCUUUCGCCACUGAAACUCUCAUCUUCCUUGCCAUCUUCACCAUUUCCCUCUCAAUUUCAAGCUUCCCGCCCAUGGUUUUACUCCCCAAGUUCUGUCACCCUUCUUCGUCCACCUCGGAUGAUGGGCGCAACCAUACGGUGUAUGGCCAAUUCACGGAGGGUUAAAAUGGUGGCCAAGCAGAUUCAGAGGGAGCUUUCCGACAUGCUUCUUACCGAUAAGGUCUUGCAGUACGCCAUUCUUCCCGAGGCCUCUUUGGGAGCUGAUAAGUAUCUCUCGUCUCUCACCACCAUCACCGAUGUUGAAGUUUCUGCCGACUUGCAGGUGGUUAAAGUAUACGUAUCGGUCUUUGGUGAUGAAAGAGGAAAGGAUGUUGCUAUUGCCGGGUUGAAGUCUAAAGCUAAAUAUGUUCGAAGUGUAUUGGGAAAACGUAUGAAGCUUCGGCUAACUCCUGAGAUUCGCUUUAUAGAAGAUGAAUCUUUUGAGAGAGGAAGCAGGGUAAUUGCCAUAUUGGAUCGGAUCAAGGACAAAAAGAAGGAUAACGAUGAUGAAGACUUCGAGCCAUCUGAACUAUCUGAUACUCUUGAAGACGACAGGGACUGGAAAGGUGAUGAUGCUGAUGAAGACAUUAUAUAUGUACAAUAGCUUACUCCAUUUCUUGUCAACCUUAUGGUCAUCUGUGCUGAGGCAUCGGUUUGUUCUCGCAGAGCAAGAAGUCAAAGAUGCUUCAACCACCAAGAAGUCAGAAUGUUGUUCCUCAAAGAUUCUCCACUGUACCAUCCAAAGUCUAUUAUCCUUAAAAGAUGGUAGACAGAAAUUGCUUGUUUUCUCUUCUGAUUCAAUUGUUUGUAGUUGCAUAGAGAUAAUGAUAUCAUAUAUACAUAUUCUAACUCCCACUCAUCGAAUUAAAAUAUCGAUGUCGAGAAAAAAAGUCAUUUUGUAAUAUUAUUUGUCAUGAUUUGACUUUUUUUUUUUAAUUUUAUUUUCUUGAUAUUUCCAAAGAAAAAAGUAUAUAUUUCUCUUCGACAUCGGUAUCGGAUGUUUUGAU